Molecule: messenger RNA, 1842 nt
Organism: Mirounga angustirostris (Northern elephant seal)
Lineage: Eukaryota; Metazoa; Chordata; Mammalia; Carnivora; Phocidae
Product: cationic amino acid transporter 3-like
Biological process (GO): L-ornithine transmembrane transport; L-arginine import across plasma membrane
Cellular component (GO): plasma membrane
Molecular function (GO): L-lysine transmembrane transporter activity; L-ornithine transmembrane transporter activity; L-arginine transmembrane transporter activity
Source: RefSeq, a predicted model, not a curated record
AUGCUAUGCCAGGCACUUUGCAGAUUUGGUAAAAAGUUAGUACGUAGACAUACACUGGAGCAAUCCGUGGCUAAGAUUUCAUUUCCUCUGGGAAGCCUGAGCACUCUGGAUGUAGUGGUCCUGGGUGUGGGCAUCACAGUGGGUGCAGGUGUGUAUGUCCUGGCUGGCGAGGUGGCCAGUGAUAAAGCAGGACCGUCCAUUGUGAUUUGCUUUUUGGUAGCCGCCCUGUCUUCUGUGUUGGCUGCUCUAUGCUAUGCAGAGUUUAGUGCCCGCGUCCCCCAGUCUGCUUCUGCGUAUCUCUACAACUAUGUCACUGUAGGUGAACUCUGGGCUUUCAUCACUGGCUGGAACCUCAUCCUCUCCUAUGUUACUGGUACGGCCAGUAUGGCCUGAGCCUGGAGCUUAGCUUUUGACAACCUGAUUGGGAACCAGAUCUCUCGGACCUUGCAUGAGAACAUCUCACUCUAUGUUCCCUAUGUCCUUACAGAAUAUCCAGACUUCUUUUCUGUGGGCCUGGUGGUGUUGCUCACUGGAUUGCUGGCUCUGAGGGCCAGUGAGUUUGUCCCACUUACUACAGUGUUCACAGUGGUGAACCUUUUGGUUCUUGGUUUUGUCAUCAUCUCUGGCUUCACUAAGGGGAAGCUGCACAGCUGGAAGCUCACAGAAGAGGACUGCAUAAUGACCAUGUUUAGACUCAAUGACACUUCUAGCUUGGGCCCUCUGGGCUCUGGAGGAUUUGUGCCUUUUGGCUUCAAGGGAAUUCUCCGUGGAACAGCUGCCUGUUUCUAUGCAUUUACUGGUUUUGACAGCAUUAUCGUCGCUGCUGAAGAAGCCCAGAAUCUAAAGUGUUCCGUCCCCAUGGGCAUUGUGAUUUCCGUGCUCAUCUGCUUUUUGGUGUACUUUGGUGUCACCGCGGCACUUACGCUCAUGGUGCCUUACUACCAGCUUCCGCCUGGGAGCCCCUUGGCUGAGGCAUUUCUCCAUAUUGGCUGGGCCCCUGCCCGCUAUGUUGUGGCUAUUGGAGCCCUCUGUGCUCUUUCUACCGGCAUCUUGGACUCUAUGUUCCUCCUUCGUGGGAUGAUCUAUGUGAUGGCAGAUGACGGCCUCCUGUUCGGUGUCCUUGCCAGGACGUGCACCAGAACAGGCAUCCCCAUCGUGGCCACUGUGGCCUCGGGCAUUAUUGCAGCUUUCGUGACACUCCUCUUUGGACUCACUGAUCUUGUGGACCUCAUGUCGAUUGGGACCCUGCUUACUUACUCCCUGGUGGCUAUUUGUGUUCUCAUCGUCAGGUAUCAGCCUGAAAUGAAGGAUGAAGACAGUGCAACAGGGGCGCACCAGGAGAGUGGACCUGUGGUGGAGAAGCUGACCCUGUGGGGACUCUUUUGUCCAGGCAGCCCCACCCCCACUGCACUCUCUGGCCGGGUUGUCUCUGUUUGCGCCUCCCUGCUUGCUCUGCUGCUGACUCUUCUCUGCCUGGUGCUGGCUCAGUGGCCAGGUCUGCUGCUCUCUGGAGACCCAGUGUUGGUUACAGCGGUUGUGCUGCUCCUGGUGCUCGUCACUGGGAUCACUGGGGUCAUCGGUAGACAGCCCCAGAGCUCCACUCCCCUUUACUUUAAGGUCCCUGCUCUGCCUCUCCUCCCACUCCUGAGCAUCUUUGUGAAUGUUUACCUUAUGAUGCAGAUGGCAGCUGGUACCUGGGCCCGAUUUGGUGUCUGGAUGCUGAUUGGGCUGGCUAUCUACUUUGGCUAUGGGAUCCAGCAUGCGUGGAGGAUUAAACCCGCUUUAGUCAGGGCACAAACUGAGGACGUUGAACUGAGUAGUGCCAGUUCAUGUUCGAUUUGA